Molecule: messenger RNA, 1362 nt
Organism: Capronia coronata CBS 617.96
Lineage: Eukaryota; Fungi; Ascomycota; Eurotiomycetes; Chaetothyriales; Herpotrichiellaceae
Exons: 7
Coding region: 1-1362 (453 amino acids)
Biological process (GO): transmembrane transport
Cellular component (GO): membrane
Molecular function (GO): transmembrane transporter activity
Source: RefSeq, a predicted model, not a curated record
AUGGCAUCGCUGGCCGAAUACUGUUCCCUUUGGCCUACCGCUGGCGGUCAACAAUUCUAUACACAGGUCGUUGCACCUCCAAAGUACCGCAGGUUCCUGUCUUACGUCGUUGGUUGGUGCGUACUGGUGGGCGAGAUCUCAACGACUAGCAGCUGUGCACUGAACAGCGCAGACAUCGUGGCUGCACUGGUCGAGAUCAUACAUCCGGAGGUACAUUGGCAUGCCUGGAUGACCUGGUUGAUCUACACCGGAUUUCUCAUUGCGCCCACUAUCUCGAACUUCUUACCCAGUUACAUGCCGAAAUUGCAACUCUUCGGGGCGUUCUUCAAUAUCUCAAAUGCGCUCAUCUGGGUGAUUGUAUUCCUGGUCAUGGCCGAUAAGAACAGCUCCAAGUUUGUUUUCACCGAGUUUCUCAACACCUCAGGGUGGACCUCGAAAGGCUGGGUCUUCAUCCUCAGCAUGUACGUCCCGAUUUAUGGCCUCUAUGGGACUGAUGGGGUGAUGCACUUGGUCGAAGAAAUGAAGGACGCUUCUCGUGACGCUCCCCGAGUCAUGAUGUGGUCCAUGCUGUGGGCCGGCGUCACUGCCUGGCUUUCAAUGAUCGUCAUGUGUUACACUGUUGGGCCCAACUGGGAAGACUAUUUGGAAGCCACCUCCUCCUACGUGGCGUGGUUCAUGGAUGUUGUGGACUCGACCUACGGGGGUGGCAUCUGGUGUGCCAUCAUGAUGAUGGGUUUGAACUAUCUGAUCAUCGUCAACAUCAAUGCUUCUGGUUCUCGACUUACAUGGUCGAUGGCCCGCGACCGAGCGUUUCCGUUCUCCGACUAUUUUGCCCAAGUCAACGAGCGUUUCAUGAUGCCGUUGCGGGCCCUAGUCGCCUUUCUAGUGGCCAACUUGCUCAUUGGCCUUAUCGUGCUAGGGAGCGAUCUGGCCUUCUAUGCCAUCAUCUCUGGUGGCGGCGUCACCUUGCAAGUCUCUUACUGCGUGCCAAUAUUGUGUGUGGUAUGGAAAGGCCGACAGCACCUACCUCCCCGCCCGCACUUUGAUCUCGGUCGCUGGGGAUAUGCUAUCAACAUUGCCUCUUUACUCUGGAGCAUCAUUGUCGUCUUGUUUUACGUCUUUCCACAAUAUGUGCCUGUCGCUGGAGCAAUCGAAAACAUGAAUUGGGCGGUAGCCAUCCUUGGCGGAGUGGUGCUCCUCGGAGGCGCUUACUGGAUCGUCAAGGGAAGGCAUGAGUACUUGGUUCUCAGGAACACUAUUCUCGAUGAGACAGUUGUUGUCCAUGGGGAUGCCGUACUCACUGGCAGGGAGGCAGCAGCUACUUUUGGGCACUCCAGAACAGAGAAACAGAUAGGACCUUGA